Electrophorus electricus (electric eel) is the source of this 2647-nucleotide messenger RNA. RefSeq lists its product as uncharacterized. The record is from RefSeq and is a predicted model, not a curated record. Gene Ontology annotation, biological process: regulation of transcription by RNA polymerase II. Lineage: Eukaryota; Metazoa; Chordata; Actinopteri; Gymnotiformes; Gymnotidae. Gene Ontology annotation, molecular function: DNA-binding transcription factor activity, RNA polymerase II-specific; RNA polymerase II cis-regulatory region sequence-specific DNA binding.
AGGCGGCCUGAUGUUAAAUAACAUACAUGUAUAUUACUACACAAUACAUUAUACAUAAUCAAGUAGUUUUCAUCUCUGUGGCAAGCAGACAAUGUGACAAGAGUCGAAUUUGUUAUUUUCAUAGCAACACUGAUUAAAGUUGUGGUUCAUUCUUAACAUAUUCCGCAGUGAAGUAUAUCACAUAAGGGCUGCUUUGUUCCAAGUUCAUACUGAUGACGAUGCACAUAAAUGUUGUCUUUGUAAUUAUUUAAUCUCUUCUCAAAUGACUUUAUUAGUUUUCCCCAAAUAUUUAUUUUGAAAUAUUUUGCUGAACGUGACCGGAAGUCAAUCUUUCUAUUGGGUCUAGCUUCACAUUGUUCUAGAAAAAGGUUAGGCAUUCAUGUCUUGCGUGUGAAACGAAAUUAAAAUUUACCCUUCGAUUAACUAGACAUUUCCCUGGGAUCUAAGAUCGCGCCAUGUCUGAGUCUUCACGCUUCCAUUCGCAGUUGGCGUCCAUUAUGGAGGUUCUCGCGAACGCUGCGGUGGCGGAAAUAUGUGAGCUCGUGGAGGAUGGCUAUGCGGUCCUGCGCUUGGAGAUUUCACGUAGGGAAAAAGAAAACGAGGGUUUACGAAGAAAACUGCACGCCCUUGAAUUGCGAGUGGCGCGUGAAAAUGCACAACGUUCCGCUGGCAGCUACGUUUGUCUUGAACGAGCAAAGCGUUGUGAACCCCGAUGUCGCGUGGAGAUGGAGCCAAGCUGCGAUUCAGCAGGAACAGAUCGCGUUCAUACGGAAAUCCAGUCCUCUCCGACUGCCUCUCAAGCACAGCCAAAAGAGGAGUGUGAUGUCAUUCUGAUUGGGGAAAGCAGUAACUUCCAGACACAGGAGGAUGAGCAGUCUGUCACUGACGAACAGAUUAUCCAGCCAAUAGGAAGCGAGGAGCAGGAUGAGUCGAACCUAUUUGGACAGAGAGUAGAGGCAGUGGACCACUCCCAACCUAGUGUGCAUACACUCUCAGAAUCAGUCACACACAACACACACACAAUUGAUAAUCAAACUCACAAUCUCACACCUGCAUGCUCUUAUUCUAUGACUUCUGACCCUUUAUCAGCACACAACACAGGUGAUACACACACACCAGACGUGCCAUAUUCUUUGCUUGGGGCAGAACAUGCACCUCACACACAGAAUUCACAGACAUCCCAUCCUAUCCACAGUUCACUUCCAGUCGUUGCUGCGGAGACAGGGUCAGGGUCUGGGGUUGGAAGUUUGUUUGUGUGUCCAUUCUGUGGGAAGUCACUUGCAUCUCUCAAGACCUUGAAGACCCACAUGCGCGUCCACACGGGCGAGAAGCCAUUCGGCUGUGCUCAGUGUGGGAAACGUUUCUCAGACUCCAGCAACCUGAAGCGGCAUCAGAGUGUGCACACAGGUGAAAGGCGUUACCGGUGCUCGCACUGUGGAAAAGGCUUUGCCCAGUCAGGAUCACUCAAGGUGCACCUCACCAUCCACACAGGUCAGCGGGGGUUCCGCUGCAUAAAGUGUGGAAAAACCUUCAUCUCAAAUGCACAGCUCAGAAACCACCAAAGUCGUCAUCAUCCUCCUCCCACAGUGACUUGAGGUAUGCAUGUGUGUGUAUAUAUAUAUAUAUAUAUAUAUACACACACACACACACACACACACACACACACACACACACACACACACAUACUGCAUGCUGAGUGGUGGAUUAAUGGGACAGAAGUCGUAUUUGUAUCAUAUGGGUAAAGUCUGCAAAAUGUUUGUAAACAUUUUUCUUCUUGUGUACACUAUUGAGUAGCCAAGAAUGUUCCUGUCCUUAAACCUUCUAUCCUUGUCUUGUCUGUGAUAAUUGAAAAAUUAAUUUUGAUUAAUUUUUUAAAAUAUCUUUGUUUUUAUAUAUAUAUAUAAAUAUUUAUAUAUAAAUAUAAAUUUUAUAUAUAUAUAUAUAAAAUACAUUAGGAAGAAAAAUUCAAAUAACAUGAAACUUUGGAACUGUACUGUCCAAAGGUUCCCUAUUUAAUUUGUGAUAGUAUAUUUUGUUAUAGUUGCAGUGUACUUACAGUAAAAUUUAUUUGCAAUGUAUACUUCUGAUGGCUGACUCCUUGCUAGUACUGUUCAUACUUAAGUUACAUUUUCAUGCUCAUCGUCUGAAUUAUAUUAAAAUGGAGAAAAAUGAAAACUAAGAUGGUUAUCAAAUUAGUUUAUUGAGAAUUAUAUUCUGCAUUUCAUGACCCAUUGUAAAAAUACAUAAAAUACCUGGUAAAAACACUUGCGAUUUUGCAAAAUUCUGUGUACAAAUGCACCAUACAAACUAUGUAAAUUUAUUACAUAUUUAUAGACAGCUGUUCUAUUUCUACUAUCACUGUAAUAUAAAUGUGCCAGCUAAGUAAAAUCUAUAGUUAAGGUUAAAUUUGAAUUAAGUGCAUUUAAUCCCAAAUUGAGAAUUGCAGUGGGAAUAUAUUCAUGCAUGUGUAGCAAAUUAGUUCAUGUAUUACAGCACUGGCAGUUCAGUGGUUAUGGCCCCUGGUAGGUACCAUCAUGCCUGCAGGUCACAGGGCACAUUGACUGCUUUCCCCAUAAGCAACUCGCAAAACCUCAAGUACUCUUUUGGGUACUUGCCAAGUCACUCCAUUCUUCUUCAAACAAUGUGU